This is a messenger RNA of Capronia coronata CBS 617.96, 1038 nucleotides long. Its product is annotated as 2-dehydropantoate 2-reductase. Bases 1 to 1038 code for a protein of 345 amino acids. Gene Ontology annotation, biological process: pantothenate biosynthetic process. Gene Ontology annotation, molecular function: 2-dehydropantoate 2-reductase activity. The record is from RefSeq and is a predicted model, not a curated record. Gene Ontology annotation, cellular component: cytoplasm. Lineage: Eukaryota; Fungi; Ascomycota; Eurotiomycetes; Chaetothyriales; Herpotrichiellaceae. The transcript has a single exon.
AUGCCUCUCGAGAUCCUCUUCUUCGGAGCCGGUGCGAUCGGGGCAUUCUAUGCCUCCCGCAUCGCCACCAAUGCCGACACCAACGUCUCGGUCGUAUGCCGGUCCAACUACGCGGCGGUGAAAAGCCAAGGGUUUCGCGUGACAUCGCCUCAGUACGGCGACUACCAAUGGACACCGACCCGGACGUUCGAUUCGGCCGAGUCGGCCAGAAAGAGCGGCGUGCAAUGGGACUACGUCGUGGUCAGCACCAAAGCGCUCCCCAACAUCUCAGAUGACUCGAAACAGCUGGAGGGUCUAGUGACCAGUCCGACCACGGCCAUCGUGUUGAUCCAGAACGGAUUGGGCGUUGAACAACCAUACGCUCGACGGUUUCCCAGUGCUUCCAUCUUGAGCGCCGUGACGGUUGCGUCGGCCGCACAGCCUACGAAUGGCCAUAUCAGGCAUAAUCGAUGGACGCGGAUCAAUAUAGGACCAUUCUUCGAUGACUCAAAUGAGUCGAAUCAACAGAACCCGAAGGCGAAAGUAACAGCUACAGCCCAAAACCAACGGUUCGUCGAAUUACUGCUGAAAGGAGGUAUCAAGGAUGCAAUUGCCGACACGCACGAGAAAUUGCAGUUGGUUCGCUGGCACAAGAUCGCCAUCAACGCCGCGUUCAACCCGUCCGCCGUGCUCUCCGGGGGCAGUCAUAAUGAAGCCAUGGCUUCCGACGCGGAGCUGUAUGUCCAUCUCAAAGGCGUCAUGGACGAAGUUCUCUCCACUGGGCCCAAGGUCGUCGGCACUCCGUUCCCGUCGUCGUUUGCUUCCUCUGAAGGUAUUCUGAGAUCGACGCUGAGGAACAAAAGCGGCAGUAAGCCGAGCAUGCUGCUGGAUUGGGAAAGUGGGAAGCCCAUGGAGCUGGAGGUCAUCCUGGGCAAUCCUAUUCGCUUGGCUCGGGAAAAGGGCUACGAGAUGCCGAGGAUGCAGAGUCUGUAUGCCCUGAUCAAGAUGAAGGAGAAGAACUGGGAGGCUAGAAACAAGACGGAGAAGAGCAAAUUAUGA